UCCACCCACAUAGAACACAAGCAAGAACAAAAAUUUAAAUAUACAGCAAUGUUUAGCAAAGUAUUCUGGGCCCUAUGUGCGUACAUAUUCGUUUCGAUCGCACACUGCGCAGAGGUGGUGACCACUACGCUUAACUCUCUCGAAGAACGGUCCGUGGCCGUUCUCGACCAGGAGUCAUUCAUCAGGACCGUGAUGCUUGAUGCAGCAACGGAUAUCGGCCGCUACAGCAGCGUGAUGUACUCGGAAAACAUCGAAAUCCCGCAGAAGCUGCUCCAGUUCAUCGUGCAGAUCAACAAGUACGACGUCAGCGCGUUCCCUACAAGCAUAUUCAUCCAAUCGUUUCCCUUCGAAGACUUCGGCACCUUCAUCACCCACUUCCCCUGGAUGACUAGCUAUAUGAGCGCCUGCAGCAUAACCCAGUUCAAGGUCCCCUCCGAGUACGCAGUUUUCACGACCACUGUCGAGGCAGACGUCGCCUCUGUCUUAGCCACUCCUGCCACUCCGACAGACACGUUAUCCAUCGUCCCGUCCACAACCACACCUGCAAUUGCCUCCUCCACCUCCUCCGUAUCUUCUUCUACUUCUUCCUCAUCUUUCUCUUCUUCCCGUGCCAAGAGGUCGUCAAGUGUGUCCGAAUUCACCAAACUCUCCACACUGCUCUCUUCAUCACUUGGACAGAAAUCGAAUUUUAGCUCCAAAGGUACUGUUUCCGUCUCCACCGCCAACUCCUCGGCCGUUCCUUAUCACAUCUCCUCCUCUUCGCACGACGCCGCAGCUACCGUUGUGCCAAGCACCUUGCUGUUAUUCUUCUUCUUCCUACCGCUCCUCAUCUAGAACCUCUCUAGAACCUUGUCAAUCCGUUCCAUCUGUCACAUUAUAUAAGUUUGGUUAGUAAUCUGGCCUUAUUUCGGCGCUUCUAUACACAAAACCACGUACCAACAAUGCAAACUCAGGGUCAAUCAUACGAGAAUGGAGAUGUUUCUUCAAUUCUGUGUCGGUAACGGGCAACACCGUCUGCCCCACAGCCUCCACUGGAACUCUUUCGGUCUCUUUGUUGACAACCUCCACCCCUACAGCAGCUUCACAGAGCUGGAUGCAGUUGUCGAACACAUUCGGAGAAUCUAAUGUUACUUGUAUUUU
Molecule: messenger RNA, 1140 nt
Organism: Pichia membranifaciens NRRL Y-2026
Lineage: Eukaryota; Fungi; Ascomycota; Pichiomycetes; Pichiales; Pichiaceae
Exons: 1
Coding region: 49-834 (261 amino acids)
Source: RefSeq, a predicted model, not a curated record